Messenger RNA from Numida meleagris (helmeted guineafowl), 1060 nucleotides. It is a transcript of the gene CYREN, whose product is annotated as chromosome 1 C7orf49 homolog. The record is from RefSeq and is a predicted model, not a curated record. Bases 39 to 524 code for a protein of 161 amino acids. Lineage: Eukaryota; Metazoa; Chordata; Aves; Galliformes; Numididae. The transcript is spliced from 3 exons. Gene Ontology annotation, cellular component: nucleus; cytoplasm. Gene Ontology annotation, biological process: negative regulation of double-strand break repair via nonhomologous end joining; double-strand break repair via nonhomologous end joining.
GGGAGGGGACACCCGCGGGCCGUGCUGCGGCGCACAAGAUGGCGGCUGCGCACAAGAUGGCGGCGACGCGGCGGAGGCUACUGCCCGCCUGGAUGGGGGCGGCGGGGGAAGGCGAACGGCGGGCAAGGGUGCCAGGCCGGGUCGGGCGGCGGCGGCAGAAAGCGGCGGCGGCGGAGCCCAGGGCAGUGACCGUGUACUGCAUGAACGAGGCGGAGCUGGUGGACGUGGCGCUGGGCGUGCUGGCUGAGAGCUUACAGCGCGAGAGAGCUGAGGAGAAGGUCUGCAGCGGGAGUGAAGAGGAACAGGACCUUCAGCAAGAGGAACCGGAGCUCCAGCGGGAGGAACGGGACCUGCAGGCAGCGCCGAGCCGGGCUCCCGGAGGCACAGCCUGUGUGGGGGAAGGCAGCGACCGCAGCCCGGGCCCCCCAUCCCCUCCUGGUGCUGGCACGGAUGCAGAGAGGACUGGCCUUAACGACUCUGAGGAUGACGUUCUGAAAUAUGUCAGGGAGAUCUUUUUCACUUAGCAUUGCCUCUUCCACGGCUGUGCAGGCAAGGGCAGGGUUGGGAUGGCACAGCCCAUCAGGAAGGAGGGUUGGGUAUCCUCAGAGAGGGCGUUCCUGGGUCGUGUGUCAGGCAGUGGCCUGCUGGUCUCCCUUACCCCACAUCUUGUCAGUGUGACACUACAAAUCCUUGCAAACAGCAGUAAAGGGAGGGAGGGAAUGCAGCUGCUGUGCAAACUCAAGGAUGGCAAUACAUGCUGGGCACUAAUAGGAGCUUGAGCUGAGCAUGAGCCCAUCAUGAGCUCCAAGCUUGUGUUGGAUAGCGCUGAGCGCAGGGCAGUAAAGGAGGGGCUGCAUACUUGCAAUGGGCUCAAACUGGCUGUCAGCUAAGCUGAGGACCAGCAGCCCACCCAUAAGUGGGAUGCCUCUGAUGCCAGCAGCUGGAGAAGCCGAGGUUCAGCUCGCAGUGAGAACAUCCCAAGGAAGACCAAUACCAGGAUGUGGGUGAGAGAGAUAACUUACAUGCCUAUGUUACUUGGAGUAAAGCCUUGAAGAAACAA